UGUCUAUUAAUCCAAGAUGGCGCGAGCAACAGAGCUGGAAUGGGCUCCAGAGUCGCUGUACAAUACAGCUAUUUCUGCAGUGGUUAUGGGCUUUAGUAAAUAUAGGAGAGAACUAAGAAAUUUGACUGAUGAUGUUAUAUUUGACGUUUAUUAUAAGCUUUAUGACAAAAAUGGAUUGAUGGACCUUGGAAAUGAAUUUAAAGAGUUGGACAUUUUCUCAAGGGUUCUCAAAGUGAUGAAUAAAAGGGUACUACUACAUCGCUGCUUCCAAGCUAUAAUGGACAAUGGGGCAAACUUAGCUUGUAUAUUGGCUAAUGAGUUUUGCAAACGUCUCACAUUUGAAGAGUUGAGUGAUGAAAAUGCCAAAGGAAGACUUAUGCAGUUGGGGUUUUCACUAGGUGCAUUUCUUUGUGAGGCUGGGUGGUUUGCUGACAGUACUGCAAUUUACACUGCUUGUUUAAAUGCUUGCAUUAAUGAUGAUAGCACUCAAUACAAGUGUAGGGCUAUGGAGUUCGCUGUUAGAUUACUGCACAGUCAGAAUGUAAACUGUCAAUACAAGGAUGCUGAAGAAACUUACAACAAAGCAUUAAAGAUCUGCACUGAUUUAGAAGACAGGGGCCACAAAGUAAACAAAGCCGUUCUUUAUGCUGAACAUUGUGCUCUUUUAUUUGCCCAAAGCAGAUACACACAGGCAUUCAACACUUGUCAUCUAGCUAUUUUAGAGUUAAAUUCAAAUAUGCCUCCAAUGGCAGUUGUCAAUGUCAUGAGGCUAUGUUCUAAGGCAUGUGUAGUUAAAAGAGAAUUUAAAACAGCUGAGCUCUUAAUCAAAUAUGCAGUGGCUUUUGCCAGGGAGAAGUUUGGCAAAUACCAUCCCAAACAUGCAGAUACACUUCUUGAUUAUGGCUUCUUUCUACUAAAUUCUGACUGUGUCAUACCUGCAGUACAAGUGUAUCAGCUUGCACUGGAUAUUCGCCAGUCAGUUUUUGGUGGUAACAACUUAUAUGUUGCUAUAGCAUGUGAAGAUCUAGCUUAUGCAUCCUAUGUCAAUGAAUACAGCUCAGGGAAGUUUCAACAUGCCAAAGAUCAUGCUGAAAAGUCAAUGAGUAUUUUAUGUAAAAUUCUUCCUGAAGAUCACUUGCUCUUAUCUUCAUCAAAGAGAGUUAAAGCCUUAAUACUUGAAGAGAUUGGGAUAGACUGCAAUGAUAAAGAAGAGGAGAAAAAAUACCUAGAAGAGGCCUUAAGUCUUCAUUUAUCCUCAUUACAUCAAGCUCGUUCUGUGUUUGGUGAAGAGAAUGUGCAAACAGCAAAGCAUUAUGGCAAUCUAGGGAGGCUGUUCCAAUCAAUGAAGAGAUAUGAAGAUGCGGAAAAAAUGCACAAGCAAGCUAUAGAGAUCAAAGAGAGGCUUCUGGGACCUGAUGACUACGAAGUGGCUCUGUCUGUCGGCCAUCUUGCAUCACUGUUUAAUUAUGAUGUUUUCAAAUAUGAUGAGGCUGAGAAAUUGUAUUUAAGAUCGGUAAAAAUAGGCAGACAGCUUUUUGGAGAAGGGUAUAGUGGGCUGGAGUACGACUACAGAGGUUUGGUAAGAUUGUACACACAAAGGGGAGACGAUCAACAAGCAGCUCACUACAAUGAUAUUAUCAAUCAAUGGUCAGUCAUCAGGGAUACACAUAAUGCCAGAGAGAUCAACCCCUUAGAGUAUGAGGUUACCAUGACGAUUCCAGAACUAGUGGAGCUUGUUUUGAAAAAUCAUUCAGUCACUAACACCUCCAAGGUGGCAGAUCACAAAGGGGAUGCUAAGGAGAAUGCUGAAAGAAGUACAGGAGAAUGAAGGAAACACCACGUGUCAGUGUUCCCUGUAGGAAGUGGCAGAUUAUAGAUCUAUGCAUUGAUAAAAGGGUAAUCCAAUGUUUAUACAGGUAGUCUUGGAGAUAUGGGUUACUUGCACUUUGGACAUGUGAGCUACCUCCCCUUCCCCUCACAAAUGUCAUGUUAAUGGGUCUCACACAGGUGUCAUGUUCAUCUUAUAAAUGACAUGUUAAUGAAUUUCUUGCAUGUGUCAAUAAAAAAUUGUAGGUUUUUUUAUAAGCAUAAUAAAAUGAAAUUAAGUGCUUUUUUUAAUGUUAUAGAAUUAGACUAUGAAUUAAUUUUGAACAUGAAUUAUCUAUCUGUUCCUUGAAAAAAGAGCGUUAGGUAUAUGUUAUCCUUUCUUUUAAAACGCAUUUAAUUAAUGUUUGUUUUGAUAAGAAUGUUGACACCUACUGAUAAAUUCUAAGUGAAUUGUAAUUUUAAAAAGUGUAUAUUACGCUUAGCCUUUUGUACGCAUGGAGUAAUUUAAAAACUUGACAACAGUUUUUGAGGAUAUAAGAAUAUGUGUAAAGGUUUGAAAAUGAAAUUCAUGAAUAAGAAACAAGACUUACUCCUAAAGAAGAUCAACAUUUAAAUGCAGACAGUCUUGUUAAAGUUAAAAUAUUUUUUUUUCGAUGUAAAAAAAUUAGCUGGGCUUUCUUUUUUUUUUCGUAUUUAAAAAAAAUAUUUAUUUGUGAAGUAAAAUCUGCAUGUAUUUCUUGCUUUUAAUCCAUGUUUUGCUAAUUUUAAAUUUUGUUUUACACUUUAAAUGAACUAUUUUAAUAAGGCCAGUAUUUAUCCUUUUUAAUGUCCCAAUUUUGAAAUUUAAUUUGUUACCUGCACUUGUCUGUUCAUAGCAGCAGUUUCCAAACUGUAAGGUGUGCAUUCUUGGGGAGGUACAAGAAAAGUUUCACAGAAAUCUCAAAGACAUUAAAAAUUAAUAUACCUAAUGUUUUAUCCCCAGAGGUACAGAGUUAAAAUUUGCAAUGAAUCAACCAUUCCAUAGCUAAAUAGUUUUACUUCCUUUUAAAUGUCAGAAUUUUUCUACCAUAGACACCUCACUCCUGAAAAGUGUAAAGUAAAAAGGUGAUGGUUAUAAUGUAGACAAAUUUAGGGUAUACUACUCACUAUGUUGAGGGUAAAAAAUAUAUAAUUGUUUGGUAAGGGUGGAGGCACAAAGUUUUUUAAUUGUAUUUUAAUAAAGACAUUAAGAAGUUUGGAAACUGCUGAUUAAUAAAAAAAAAAUUAAAGGGAGAUAGGUUCCUUUGAUGUGCCUUGAAGGGCAAGAGUUGUGUGUCCUUUAGUAUGUUAACAGAAGCUGUGUGUGAUGUGUACCUUCAGAAUGUAUAUAGUGUUGGCUCUAAAUAGUAUUUUAUUUGAGAAAUACUUAGCCGUAGUGAUAUAUGUAAAAUUAAAUCUGUGUGAUCUUAAACCAUGACGCUACUAAAAACUUUUUUUUUGAAUCUCCAGUAUUUCCCAACCCUUCUGUUUUUUUUCCACAUCUAGGUGUGUGAGAAAGCUGAAACUUGUUUGUAGAAUUUUUUUGCCCCAGAUAUAAAAUAAUGUUCCUUUAAAUCAAUAUGUGCUGAACAAUUAAACCCUUACUGUGUGGAUUUGCUUGGCAUGACUUAAAUUUACCAUACAAUAACCAUACUAUUGCCAUCCCAUAGCAACUUAUUUUUACAUGAAAUGUUCAUUAUCAUUGUCAAAAUCUGUGCAAAGAAAAAUGUCUAGAAAUAUAAAUAGCUUUAUGCCUUUGAAACAUGAUUUUGAAAUCCCCCUCCCAAAAAAAAAAACCAAAAAAAAAAAAAAACAACAACCCAGGUUGUUUGUUUUGGAAAAAUUUAUAUGAAAUGUUUAUAAAUUUACGUUUUUUGAUUAUCAAAAUUGACAUUUAGACCAGGGCUCACACGUGCAAUUCAUUAAUUUCUCCAUUAAGCUAGAAUCAAACUCAGUGUUUUGGUAAUACUAAAUGUUAGUGGUACAAUAUAAACAUUGCACCAUAUCAAGUUUAGAUAAAUUAUUUGUAAAAUACUGUAAUUAGACUAAUUACCAUACUGAGAUUUGUGUUUACUAAUUAAUUGUCUUGAUAACCUAGGCUAGUAUUAGUUUUGAAUGAAGUUGAAUCCCACCCAUUAUGGUUAGCAUGGAUGUAAUCGUGUCAAUCUUAUGCAGAGCUGAUUUUUUUUUUAUUCCUUAAUCCUGUUAGUAUACAUUUAUUUAUGUUUGUAUACAAGUAUUUGAAAACCCAUUAUAGAUAUCUUAUGGCUAAUCUUAAGAAUGUGAUUUAUGUAUAAUAAUUUUUUAAAAUAAAAGCGAUAAAUGACAAUAAUAUAAAACCCAAGUUUUAUUAUUAUUCAUAUAACUUGUAAUAGAUAAUUUAGAUUCUCGUUUUGAGGCUGGCUGAAAUUAUUUUCAUUUUUUUAAUACUAUGUAUAAAGGAUGAAAACAAUAGUUUAAUUUUAAAGGUUCCUAUUUUGUGACAGUAAACAUGAGUAAGAAAAAUAUCAAAUGUGUGUCUAUAAAUAUAACUGUGAUAGGCCUUAAUUUAUUUUAAUUUUAGCAUCAAUUUAAUAGACAAAAAAAAGUUUUUUUUGUAGACUACAUUUAUUUUGCAUAAAUAUAUGUCAAGUAUAAACUUUAUGUAAUAAGUAAACUAGUUUAUUUUUCUAAUAAUUCUUUUGUUUGCCAAAUCCUAGAGCAUGUUUUAAUGUUCUCUUCAGUUUUCUCAACUUUUAAAAAAAUUGUAUAAAAUUUUAUGUAAGUUUUAAAAUUAGGUUUUCUUUUGUUGUUUUAAUGAUUUUUUUUUUACGUUUCAUACAGUGUAUGGGUUCUAAAACUUCUACACAGCUUCUCUAAAAAAAAAGAAACAAUUAGUAUAUGGGGAUAAAAGCAAUAAAAUAAAAAUAAAUGACAGAUUUUUUUUACUAUGUAAAAAAAAUGUUUUUGCACACUGAUUAAAAAAAGUAAAUGUGAUCAUAAAUGUUUGCCAUGAAUUUGUGUGAUUUUUUUUUUAAUGCUGCUCUGUACUUUCAAAUGCUGUACUUUUUUCAACAGUCUCAUUCUGUUUGAUCUGAACAAUGUAAUUGAAAACUUUGCUUUUAGUCAUUGUAUAAAUUAGAAUUCAUCUGACAAGCAUAUCACAACAAAAUAAUUACUUGCACAAGAAAAAGCAUCAUGUGCAGUUUAAGUUAAACAUUACACAUGUUGGAGACGGUACUCUUCUGUGACUCGCCUGCUUCAAUUUUUUUAUUUUUAAAAUUGUCUUUUGUUGUAAAUAAAUACUGCUCUGCAGUUUUGUAAAAAAAAUAAUUGUAAAUAAACUUUAACAGAUUUGAAUUCUGAGACUUCAAAUAAAUAUUGUUUUGUUGGAUUAAAUAAAGAUGUAUGUCAAUAUGAUAUGCCCUAAAUUAUUUGAUGAAAACUCAUUUGCAUUUGCUUAUUUGAUGGUUUGAUAUGCUCGCAAAUUGUGAUUUUGUUGUAUUAUAUAUUCUUUUUAAUUAUGGGUCAAAUUAUAAUUUUGUGUAAUGUAAGCAGCCUUUUCAUCCUGCCAAAUAAAUAGAUGAUUAACAA
Molecule: messenger RNA, 5418 nt
Organism: Physella acuta
Lineage: Eukaryota; Metazoa; Mollusca; Gastropoda; Physidae
Product: amyloid protein-binding protein 2
Biological process (GO): proteasome-mediated ubiquitin-dependent protein catabolic process; intracellular protein transport
Cellular component (GO): Cul2-RING ubiquitin ligase complex
Molecular function (GO): protein binding; ubiquitin-like ligase-substrate adaptor activity
Source: RefSeq, a predicted model, not a curated record